UUUGUGUGUUACAGAGCUUCAGGAGAGAUGUGAGGGCCAAGGGCCCGGUGGUUAACGGGGCUCUGGACCAGGUUCAGAUCUUCCUGUCUGAGCUGCCUGCUGAGAGGGAGCCACAGCUUCUCCAGAGAGACAUCAGUCCAGAGGAGCGUGCCCAGAACGUGGGGCGUGUCUUGCGAAAGGAGGCGGAGGAUGUGGCGUCCGGGUGGGAGGGGCUUAACGAGGAGGCUGCUGAUUGGCAGAGGAGGCUGGAGCUGGCUCUGGAUAGGCUGUUGGAGCUUCAGAAGGCCCAGGACCAGCUGGAGCUGAGGCUGAGCCAGGCUGAGAUGGUGAAGGAGGCCUGGGAGCCUGUAGGAGACCUGCUCAUAGACUCACUACCUGAACACAUCGACAGGGUCAAGGCGUUCCAGGCAGAGAUAGCUCCUAUCAAAGACGAUGUGAGUCACGUCAACAACCUGGCCUCUACCUUCGGCCCUCCGGACCUCGUCCUCUCACGACCCAACCUGGACAGACUGGAUGACCUCAACACACGCUGGAGGAUGCUACAGGUUUCCAUGGGAACGUGUAAAAAGUCAGGGGGUGGCAUGGCGAUGGAUGAGUUGGGGGAAGAGUCUGAGAUCUCCAUCAAAGAUCAUCUGAAGCAGCUGACAGAUGCUCAGAGGGAUUUUGGCUCUCUGCAGGGUUCUGUUCAAGGUCCAUUUGAGCAGGCGGUCUCACCAAAUAACGUGCCCUACUACAUCAAAGAGAAAACACCAGAAGUCCUGGCCCAGACCAUCUAUGACCACCAGACACAGACAACAUGCUGGGACCAUCCCAAGAUGGCCGACCUCUACCAGUCUCUGGCCGACCUGAACAACGUGCGUUUCUCAGCCUACCGGACAGCCAUGAAGCUGAGGCGCCUGCAGAAAGCUCUCUGUCUGGACCUCCUGGGUAUGCCCGCAGCGUGUGAGGUCUUUGAGCAACAUGGCCUGAAGCAGAAUGAGCAGCUGAUGGACAUCAUGCAGGUGAUGACGUGUCUGACCAGCCUCUAUGAGAAACUGGACCAGCAGCAUGGGAACCUGGUCAACGUCCCGCUGUGUGUCGACAUGUGUCUCAACUGGCUACUCAAUGUUUACGACACAGGAAGAAGUGGAAAAAUCAGAACUCUGUCCUUCAAAACCGGCAUCAUCUCACUCUGCAAAGCACACCUGGAGGACAAAUACAGAUUCCUGUUCCGCCAGGUAGCCAGUGCUACAGGGUUCUGUGACCAGCGGAGGCUGGGUCUUCUCCUCCAUGAUUCCAUCCAGAUCCCCCGUCAGCUGGGAGAGGUGGCCUCCUUCGGGGGCUCCAACAUCGAGCCCAGCGUCCGCAGCUGCUUCCAGUUUGCCAAUAACAAGCCAGAGCUGGAAGCUGCUAUGUUCCUGGACUGGAUGCGUCUGGAGCCUCAGUCGAUGGUGUGGCUGCCUGUAUUACACCGUGUGGCGGCUGCUGAGACAGCCAAACACCAGGCCAAGUGUAACAUCUGCAAGGAGUGUCCUAUCAUCGGCUUCAGGUACCGAAGCUUAAAGCAUUUUAACUAUGACAUCUGCCAAAGCUGCUUCUUCUCUGGUCGUGUGGCUAAGGGACACAAGAUGCAAUACCCCAUGGUCGAGUACUGUACACCGACUACGUCAGGGGAGGAUGUGAGGGACUUUGCCAAGGUACUGAAAAACAAAUUCAGGACCAAACGAUACUUCGCCAAGCACCCCCGUAUGGGCUACCUCCCUGUGCAGACCAUCCUGGAGGGGGACAACCUGGAGACUCCUGUAACUCUGAUCAACUUCUGGCCGGUAGAUCAUGCGCCUGCGUCCUCCCCCCAGCUUUCCCAUGACGACACCCAUUCACGCAUCGAGCAUUACGCCAGCCGGUUAGCUGAAAUGGAGAACCGUAAUGGAUCUUAUCUGAAUGACAGUAUCUCACCCAAUGAGAGCAUUGAUGAUGAACACCUGUUGAUUCAGCACUACUGUCAGAGUCUGAACCAGGGCUCUCCCCUCAGCCAGCCACGCAGCCCCGCCCAGAUCCUCAUCUCCAUGGAGAGUGAGGAAAAGGGGGAGCUGGAGCGGGUGCUCAACGACCUGGAGUCAGACAACAGGAAGCUACAGGCUGAGUAUGACAAGUUGAAGAAGGCCCACGACCACAAGGGUCUGUCCCCGCUCCCCUCACCCCCGGAGAUGCUGCCCGCUUCGCCCCAGAGCCCCCGGGACGCCGAGCUGAUCGCCGAGGCCAAACUGCUGAGGCAGCACAAAGGACGGCUGGAGGCUCGCAUGCAGAUCCUGGAGGACCAUAACAAACAACUGGAGUCACAGCUACACCGGCUCAGACAGCUACUGGAACAGACUGACUCCAAGGUGAACGGUACAGCCCUGUCCUCUCCCUCCACCUCGUCCCAGCGCUCGGACACCAGUCUGCCUCUGAUGCGUGUAGCAGGCAGCCAGACUACAGAGACUAUGGGUGACGAUGAGCUGUCGAGUCCAUCCCAAGAUGCAUUGGGGCUAGAGGAGGUGAUGGAGCAACUAAACAACUCCUUCCCACACAGCCAAGGACUGAGUGUAGGCAGUCUGUUCCACAUGGCAGAUGACCUGGGUCGAGCCAUGGAGUCAUUGGUCAACGUGAUGACGGACGAACAGAACGGCGAGUAGCAGCAGACGAGGGCCCGCCCCUUACCCACUCCCCAACCAACCCCCCGCAUGCUUUUCUAGUCAAAACAACUGGAUUGGACACGUUUACAAAGAGAAAAAUACAUAUAUUUUUGUGAAGGAUCAGCAUUACAAAACUUGUAGAUUUCAGUAGUUUCUUAAACGUAUUGAAAAUGGUUUUAUUAACAAAAGGCAGGUUUUUAAACUUCUAUGCAAUUGUAUAAAAAAAAAUAAGAGAAAGAAAAAGUAUGUGUAAAUCUUGUGAACGUAUUUCCAUGUCUUUGUAUGGAGCGCAUUUCACAACAUUUGUAUCAAAAAGAAAGAUUGUAAACAUAAGGGUGCUUUAUAUUACAAAACUAUGUUUAUUAUAACAACAAAACAUGAUAUACUGUAAAGGCAAUGCAGUCGUCCUGUGCCCUUUCAGCGUAGAGAGACUGACUGUGUGUAUGUAUGCACGUUUGUGUGUGUCUUGGUACGCAAGGAUGUGUGUGUGUGUGUGUGUGUGACGUGUGUGAAGGUAAUCUAUUUUCCACAUUGCAUUAUAGCUUUUGCUUUGGGCUGAUGCACCUCUUGUUGUUUAUCAAACCAUCCAUCCAUCCAUAGGUCAUAGGUCAUCUUUUUCUUUAGUAGUGUCUGUUUGAUGAUCAUAAUAUGAUUCUAUGCCCUUUGCCUGCAUUCACCGCAGCUCUGGUCCACUCCUAUGUGUUGAAUCUACCAUGAGGACCCAUAGAGCACAUACUGAAAGGGCCAAUCUGGGAUAUUAACAGCCGUUAUUGUUGUUUUUCAAAUUAAGGAUUGGGCCUUUAACACUGACAGAAAGAAAGUAAUAGUGCUGUUUUAAUAGCUAUUCAUAGUGCUUUUGUAGGAUUAUGGAAUUUAAUUUAAUACCAUUUAAAAUAGAGCUACGGUACAGUGUGACAUUCAGCUGUUUGUAAUCCUGAGAUGAUUUUAUUGAUUUGAAAUCUAUUUGAUUUGAUCUGAGUUCUCUCCUAGUGUGAUUGGGAGUGUUUUAAGAUACAAGUGUAUGAUUCUAGAACGCCCGGUAAUGCAAGCUCUACCUCGUUUUAAGUGGUCAAAACCCAACUUUCACAUUCUUUUUCAUUCUGAUCCAUCCCCUAUUUCCCUUCCUAAGAAGGUGCAGAAAAUAUUCUACUGUAGCUAGAUGCCAUCUUAAAGAAUCCAUCCAUGUUUUGAAAUGGAGGAGUGACUCCCUCCAGAUACGUACACUGUAGUGUCCUCAGCAUAGCUGGAUGCCAUCUUAAAGAACCCAUCCAUGUUUUGAAAUGGAAUGACUCCCUCCAAUCUGAAUGUGUUCAGAUACAGACACUGUACUGUCCUCAGCGGUUCAUUAAGACAUAGAAAUGAAAUGUCAGACAUGUUAAGGAAACUGGACCAGGGUGCACUACUGUUAUCCAUCCUGGACAGACUAGAGUUGAUCUUCUGUGUGAUAAUGCAUUUGUUUUGUUUCAUUUGUGUGUUCCUUUAUGGAAUUGCAUGCUGUGGGGCGUCAGUGUGUGUGAGAUCACAGUUGAUUAAAUAUUCCCAUGCUUAUUUAAAAUCCAACCAAUUGAAGGUAUUCUUUAUGAUUAUAUUAUAGUUUCAUGACAACACCUUUGUAUUUGUUUUUGCACCAUGGUAUAGCAGCAUGAUCAAAGAUAAUGAUUCAUUAAUCCAAUACACUGCGUUAUUCAUUUCUAACCCUGGAGUUGUAUUAUCCAUCUUUUUCAAUAACUCAUUUGUUUCACAACAUAUCAAAUUCCACCAAAUAUAUGCCUUACUACUGUAUUAUAAAAUGCUUUACUGUGUCUAUCAAUAAAGCGGUGAUGUUGACUUGA
Messenger RNA from Salvelinus fontinalis (brook trout), 4486 nucleotides. Its product is annotated as dystrophin-like. The record is from RefSeq and is a predicted model, not a curated record. Gene Ontology annotation, cellular component: plasma membrane. Lineage: Eukaryota; Metazoa; Chordata; Actinopteri; Salmoniformes; Salmonidae. The transcript has 23 exons. The coding region runs from base 324 to 2654 and encodes 776 amino acids. Gene Ontology annotation, molecular function: zinc ion binding; protein binding. Gene Ontology annotation, biological process: synaptic signaling.